Molecule: messenger RNA, 732 nt
Organism: Symbiodinium pilosum
Lineage: Eukaryota; Dinophyceae; Suessiales; Symbiodiniaceae
Source: the annotation of a GenBank genome assembly
GAAGAGAAGGAGCUUGCCUUGGCCGAGGAGUGUCGCGGCCUGCGAGCUGAUCGCUUGGAGACGGAAAAGGGGCUCCGUGAGGAAGCUGCAAAGCUGCGAGCUUUGACGCAGCGCAUGGAGGAGCUGGAGGUGGCUGAGCGUGCGGAGCUUCGGCGCAUGGCAGAAGCGCACGCAGCCGUGCGGGAGGCCGCGUGGAAGCGGACGAAAGAGCUCCAGGAAGAGACAGAGAAGCAAGCCAGGGAGAUGAGGACAAACCUAGCUGCUGAGCUGGAAAAAGUCCAUGCCGAGCUGAAGCAGGCAAAGGAGGGCAUCUACCAGGGCGUUCAGGCGGAGGUGGUCCGCCGACAGGAGGUGGGGUUGACCCUGGAUGAUGAAAUCAAGAGCAUUGACAGAGUGGUGAAUGACAACCUCGAAGAAGCAAAAGGCCGCGCACGGUACCUCGAGGAGAAGACGCAGAGACUGGUCAAGGAGACCCAGGCGAGGGACUUCGCCCUCGAGAACAAACUGUGCGACCACGUCGCUCGAGCGGUCGCUGCUUUGGAAGUGGCAUCGACGGUGAAGGCUGGCAUUUCAGUUGAGCACCAGGAAAACGAGCGACGGCGGCGAGGAACUGCUAAGGCCUUUGGCGACGUCUUCCCAAGAAGCACCAACUUCAACCUAGUGGGCAUGCACACGGCCAAGCCGCGUGUCGGCCCGCUGCCUCUGAGCGUGGAUGCUGUCCCAAAUGCCUGA